AUGGUCACAUCGAUACAGGACCGGACGAAUGAGUUCCGGACCAUUCUCGCGCAGGCGCAAAGACGACAGAAAGCACCACCGGGGCAACGCCAGUCCUUACUGUCCGAGCAGCAGAAGCGGGAAGCGAAUGACGGAGCACCUCGAAGCGCAAGGUCACAAUUUGCUAGAGAUGCUGCGGCGAUAGGGAGAGGCAUAACUGCAACAAUGGGUAAAUUGGAGAGGCUGGCACAACUUGCAAAGAAGAAGGCCAUUUUCGACGAUCGACCGGUGGAAAUCAACGAAUUGACACAUGUCAUCAAGCAAGAUCUGUCCCGACUGAAUACUCAGAUAUCGAACCUUCAACAAUACACUCAACAACAACACUCCACCCUUCCAAAAUCCCAGGAUCAAGAGGGUCAACAUAAUAAAAAUGUUGUUUUGCUGCUUCAGAAUAAAGUGACUGAUGUGGCCGCUAACUUCAAAGACACUCUCGAGAUCAGGACGAAGAACAUUCAAGCUAGCCGCUCGCGCACCGAGAACUUUGUGAGCUCAGUUUCCGCUCGCUCAACACAAUUCGAUACCUUACGAUCCGAGUCUCCGUUAUAUCAGGGGACCACCGGCAAGUCUCCGCGAGCUGCUCAAUCCUCCGCAAAUGAUCUCCUUACCCUGGAACCCUCCUCCUCAAGCACAUUAUCGCUGAACGGGCCACAAUCGGAUCAGCAGUUGCUGAUGAUGGAAGAAGCUCAUGCUCCCAACGCAUAUAUUCAAGAGCGUGGUCAGGCGAUUGAGUCGAUAGAACGGACCAUCAACGAGCUAGGCGGCAUUUUCUCUCAGUUGGCCUCCAUGGUUACAGAGCAAGGUGAAAUGCUUCAACGUAUAGAUGCCAAUACCGAGGAUGUUGUUGACAACGUCCAAGGUGCUCAGCGAGAGCUUUUGAAAUACUGGAAUAGAGUACAAGGCAACAGGUGGCUUGUAGCCAAAAUGUUUGGUGUUUUGAUGGUUUUCUUCUUACUUUGGGUACUGAUAUCGGGAUAG
Messenger RNA from Lithohypha guttulata, 1014 nucleotides. It is a transcript of the gene sed5, whose product is annotated as Integral membrane protein SED5. Bases 1 to 1014 code for a protein of 337 amino acids. NCBI's taxonomy places the organism in Eukaryota, Fungi, Ascomycota, Eurotiomycetes, Chaetothyriales, Trichomeriaceae. The transcript has 2 exons. Gene Ontology annotation, cellular component: Golgi membrane; SNARE complex; endomembrane system. Gene Ontology annotation, biological process: intracellular protein transport; endoplasmic reticulum to Golgi vesicle-mediated transport; vesicle fusion. The record is from RefSeq and is a predicted model, not a curated record. Gene Ontology annotation, molecular function: SNARE binding; SNAP receptor activity.